This is a messenger RNA of Pieris napi, 2394 nucleotides long. RefSeq lists its product as uncharacterized. Lineage: Eukaryota; Metazoa; Arthropoda; Insecta; Lepidoptera; Pieridae. Bases 154 to 2379 code for a protein of 741 amino acids. The transcript has 2 exons. The record is from RefSeq and is a predicted model, not a curated record.
GAGUGGUUGACAGUCAAUACUUUGUAAGUUAUUUGAAUUUUGAUCGUUUUAUGAAUUUAGUUUAAAAUUAAGAGGGGAAAAUUUUUCGAAUAAUUACCAAUUUACGUUACCUAUGCCAGAUCUUAAGACGUUCACAUGGCGUAAAGCUUUAAAAUGAUUGAUAUUACUGAUGAAGAAUUAGCCCGAAAGUGUUUUCAGUACCCUCAAACAUUAGCCGGUAACCUUAAUAUCGUUUAUAAUGCAGCUAACUCUGAGAUAUGCUUGUGGAAUAAGCAUCAGAUAUUUAUUCACGAGACGUUGGACUUUGAAGAUUCAGCCAAGCACAUAACUCCAGAUUUUCCAGUAAAAGAAAUAUGUUUAGUAAGCAAUUAUCUUUUGGCAUUAGAUUAUAACCACAAUAUUUACCAAGUCUCUUUAAAAUUCAAAAGCUCUGCAGCUAAAAGACCUAAACAAAACUUUCAGAUUAAAGAUCAAAACAUAUUAACAUUAAAAAGUAUAAAUAAUGAUGUGAUAAGUUUAAAAUGUAAAGAUAAUUCAUAUUAUAUAUGUGCCUAUAAAGUUGAUGUAGACUUUCAGAUAUUAAAGCAGAUUUUGAUAAAAGAAUAUUCAAAAGAUAUAAAACCACAAUUAUAUCCAUAUAAGUUAACUUUAACAGAAUUUGAUAUAUUGAAGGAAUUCUUCAAUUGUAGAAAUUCAUGGAGCAAUCAUAAUUUAAUUAUUAUCUCUGUUGACAAGACAGUCUUUGGUUGCCUAUUUAGUUCAUCAGCUGAAGAUCUAAAAUUGGUUCAAAUCUAUACUUGUGCCACAACUAUAUCAGAUUUAAAAAUAUUAAAUAGAAACUGCCCCGAAAUUAUAAUAGGCCUCACAACUGGAACCGUAAUUCGCCUUGCAUUAAAUAGGGAAAGAAACUGUGAUAUUGUUCAUUUAAACACAAGUAUAUGUAAAUUCUUGGAAUUCAACGAAAGCAUUAUUUAUACAGAUGGUUUAACUUUGUGGAAGGCUGAAAGCCCAUUUAAUGAUAUAAAAUUAAAACAGUUCCUUGUUAAACAAGUUAAAGAUAUUAUUAAAUGUAGAGAACAAAUUAUUUGCACAACAUACCACAAUUUUAUAUACAUUUUGAGUGUUGAAGAUGAAUCAUGUUAUUUAAAACCAAAUAUAAAUGAAAAAUACUGUUCAGUUGAUCAGUUGUUAAAUAAGACUCAGUAUUACAAUAAACUACUAGAGGAAAUUAAUAAACUAGAAAUAUUAAUUAACAAAAUAGAAAGAGAAAGAAAUUAUGUAAAAGCUAUAGCAUUAUCAAAUAAGCAUGAAGUGUUGGAUACAGUGCUAAGCUAUAGCUCAACUGUUUUUGAUAACUUUGAAGAUUUACUAAAUAUAGACAAGGUUGCAUUUACAGAUAAUCGUAAAGAUAUUUUUGAUAAAGAAAUUUUUUUUAUUUUAAUCAGUAUAUCUUGCUUGGACCCUGAGCAAGAUUUUAAGGAAAUACUCUCCGGAUUAUUAGGCGAUUUCAGAAUACAUAUAACAUUAUCAACAAAUGAGAAAAUUAUAAAAACAUACACUAUUAAACAUGAAGAUGAUUUAAAGAAAAUGAAUAUAGUUGUAACAUUAAAAAGAAAGAAUUUGGAUUUAACGAAAAGAUUAUUUUCUCAUGUUCAACUUAUUGCAAAGAUACCAGGAGUUUUGGAUGAGAAUGAAAGUUUGUGGACAAGUUUACAUGAAAAAACUAUGGAACUUACAUGUGAUAAUUUUAUAGUAUCUAGUCAAAAAUCAAAUAUCAUAUAUCUAAAACAGAAUAUCAAGGAUGUUGGUGACUCCGUUUUAGACACUGCAAUAAAACAGUUUUGUACUUUUUUUGAAAUAACAAAAUCAGAAAAUAUAAAAACCAAUGAUUGGGUCUUUUAUGUAAAACUACCAAGUAAUUAUAAAGAAAUCCUUAAAAAUGACCUUUAUAAGAAUUUUCAUAGCAGGAAAAGGCAGUAUUUAAAGGAACAAACAUCUGAUUUGUUUAUUAAAUCUCAAACUACCCUUCAAUUAUUAGUAGGCAAUGAGAAAACGGAAGUAGAAAUAAUAAAUGAUGGUUUUUUAAAUCCAAUAUUAAAAGUUUCUAGUGCCAAUCCUAAAAUAGCUCUAGACAUGCGCAAUUUUUUUUCUACUUUAAUAUACAAUGAUUAUUCUGGCUUAGAAAAUGAUUUAUUUGCAAAUUGGUCACUAUAUACUACUCUGGAGACACUUCAGAGAGAAAUAAAGAAAUUUGUUGAGAGUGGAACAAGAGAUGAUUUCCUCGAUUUACACAACACAUUCCAAAGAAAUAUAAUUGCAAAUUUACCAAUUUAUUAUGCAUUUUAUUUAUUUGGUUUAGCUUUACUCCUUAAUCACUGAUUUUCAUUUAAAUCC